Helianthus annuus (common sunflower) is the source of this 788-nucleotide messenger RNA. Its product is annotated as major allergen Pru ar 1. The transcript has 2 exons. Bases 188 to 658 code for a protein of 156 amino acids. Gene Ontology annotation, cellular component: cytoplasm; nucleus. Gene Ontology annotation, biological process: defense response; abscisic acid-activated signaling pathway. Lineage: Eukaryota; Viridiplantae; Streptophyta; Magnoliopsida; Asterales; Asteraceae. Gene Ontology annotation, molecular function: protein phosphatase inhibitor activity; signaling receptor activity; abscisic acid binding. The record is from RefSeq and is a predicted model, not a curated record.
GUUUAUACCCACCUGGGCCCAACAUGAACUUGCCAUUGCAAGGUACAAUUACAAUUGCACCUAGUACAAAAUCUAACAAAACAUUAGCUCCAUUUUGAGCCUAUAUAUACAACCAUCAUCAAUCAUCCAUCUCCAUCGCCUGAAACACUCUAAAAUUAACAUCUUUUAACCUUCAAAAUUCAAAAUCAUGGGUGUCUUGACAUACACCGAUGUGUACACUUCACCCGUCCUUCCGGCUAGAAUUUUCAAGGCCUCGAUUGUCGACUCGCACAACUUAAUGCCAAAACUCUUGCCAGAUGCUAUUAAAAGCAUCGAACUUAUCAAAGGUGACGGUGGGUCCGGAAGCAUUAAACAGAUCAACUAUGCUGGAGGUUUCGCGAAGCACCAAGUAGAUGAAAUCGAUGAGAAGACAUUCACUUACAAGUACACGUUGAUUGAAGGAAACGGCAUAUCAGACAAUAUCGAAAAGGUAUCUUAUGAUAUCAAGUUGGAGGGUUCAUCUAAUGGUGGGACCGUCUCCAAGAUGACCACAACUAUUUACACACGUGGUGAUUUUGAAAUCAAGGAAGAAGAACUAAAGGCCGGCAAAGAAAAGGUUUUAGGACUCUACAAGGUUGUGGAAGCCUACCUUAUCAAAAACCCGGAUGCAUAUGUUUAAAGACUUUCAUUUUAACGUUGUGUUGUAUCCGUAUUUGGCAUUUUCAAGAUUCACACUGUCUCUCUUUAUAUAAACAUCACAUCAUCAACAUCAAUAAAGUUUGAUUCAAUAAAUUGUCUUUCAGUAAGUA